This is a messenger RNA of Podospora pseudocomata, 690 nucleotides long. RefSeq lists its product as uncharacterized. Gene Ontology annotation, cellular component: membrane. Gene Ontology annotation, molecular function: hydrolase activity. The coding region runs from base 1 to 690 and encodes 229 amino acids. The record is from RefSeq and is a predicted model, not a curated record. The transcript has a single exon. Lineage: Eukaryota; Fungi; Ascomycota; Sordariomycetes; Sordariales; Podosporaceae.
AUGGCCACCAAUUCUUACACGGUAGACGCGGCUGUUCUCGCUGCCUCCAUCGGCUCGGCAGUCAUCUACCAGGCCAUGGUCCGCGCAGCGCCGAGCUUUUCGCGCAUGGUCAUCAAGACAGCUUCGACAGCCCUCCUAUCGAUCUUCACCUACCUUCGCGGCGGACCAGCUCUCUUGGUGGGUGCUUUGGCCCUGGGCUCAACAGGUGACGCUUUUCUGGCAUGGAACGAUGAUAAAUCUUUUCUGUUCGGUCUGUCGAGCUUCCUGGUUGCGCACAUCUUGUACAUCAUUCACUUUCUCCACGCUGGUCCAGGUGCGGGGGAUAUCGUUUCCAAACUCCAAGUGCUGCAAAACGGCGAUACAUGGCGUCUUGGAACUGCGGGGGCUUUGAGUAUGUUGGUUCCCGUUAUGAUUGUGCAGCUGAUGCCCAAGGUCGGCAAAGACCUGCGAGCGCCAGUUGCCGUGUACUCGUUGACAAUUCUUGUCAUGGUUUUGAUGGCGCUCACGUUGGAGAGCAGGGAGAUUGUCACCGGAGCGGUCAUGUUUGCAAGCUCAGACUCGAUUCUGGCGGCGGGCAGGUUCUUGGUUCCGGCGACAUCUGCACACCAGGGCUGGAUGCAUCAUGCUGUUUGGGUCUUGUACUAUGGUGGGCAGUUUCUGAUUGCACUGGGGGCCGUUGCAAGAGUUUGA